GAAAAUAAAAAAAGAUACACUUGCGUCUUCACGAAGAUCACUUACCGGGAGCGGCCAACUGUUUGGACUUUGGAGUUUGGAGUGCUUUGGUUGAUAAGACUUAUACAUACUUCGGCGUCGGAUUCACUUUCCCAAACGUUUCCGGUAGUGGUGACGUGAAGGCACUGAGCUGAUAAUCUGUAGCAAUGCGUGUAGUCGGUUAUACUGCUGAAGUUACUGGUCUACCUCCAAAUGUGACGGAGAAGGAGAUUCAUGAAUUCUUCUCUUGUUGUGGUAAAAUUGAGAACCUGGAAAUUUUCAGGUAUGGAGAUCAAAUAUGUACCGCAUACGUUACUUUUAGAGGUUCUCAUGCGCUAGAAACUGCUGAAUUGCUCAGUGUAAGACUCUUUCCAGUAUCAUAUAUAUUGAGAUAUGAGGCUCAUUUUUGAGGGCGGUCUUCUUUUGGCAACAGAUAGACCACAAACUAUCUCUCUCUUAUUAUUUUUUUAUGAAUUUAUGGAAGAUUAUAUGUUGUAUUAUCGGUGUUAAUAAACUUUUGCAUUCAUGGAAGCUUGUGUAUUCAGACAUGAUUAAGUGAGUGAAAUUUGAGACUUUUGCUCGAGGGGAAGCUUUUCUUAAGAUGUGGAAGUUCAUAAAAAUAAUUAAUUCUUAACUUUUGCCUGGAAAGGAUGCUGAUUUGUGUUCUUUUGGGAGUGAUGAAUAUGCUAUCGGGUAAAGACUCAUAUGGUAACUUCACUUUUAUAUGCUACUUGAUUCAAUCCCUAAACUGUUAUGCUCAUUUGACUCAUAUCUCUAGUCAUCCUUGUCAUAUUGGAAUGCAGACCUGGAUGUACAUUUUUCUGGGAAAUCCUCAUCUUGUAGCUUGGAAUGAUUUUGUUUGUCAUUGGCUCGAGGGUCUGAAUCCAGAGUAGCGGAAACAGUAUAUUCAGAUAUCGAUUUUGUAUACCAAAAAUAAACAAAAAUUCCUAGAUAUGCAUUAUUUCCAGAGAUGCCAAGCCUAACUCAAGUUCCAUAUCGAAACUUAUGCAAGUAAAAAUUCUGUUGGUGGAGUUUAUAAUCUGUUAUAUUAUACUAAGAGAGAAACCAGAGAGAGGAUAACUGGUAGCCCCUGCAUUUAGCAUAUAAGUGUUCUUGUCCAGGCAUUGGAGACUAAUUUUAAAAAGCUCUUCAUUACUCAUAUCUUUUAAUUUGUUUAGGAUGCUGAUAAAUGUUCUUAUAUUAUUAUGAUAAUGAAGCAGAUACACUGCUUCCUUCAGAUACAAGUUGCAGCUUAGUAUUACUGUCCAUUUUAGGGUACUGAUCUCGAUCAACUAAUUUAAAGAAUUGUUUUCCUCAAUGGUGUUUCAGGGAGCUAGUAUUGGAAACCGAUGUGUUUCAAUAUCCCGUGUCGAAACAUCUGUGGACGAGUCUAUUCCCCAGACAUCCAUGGAUGAGUUUGUUCCUGAGAAUGAGUAUUUGUCAAAUUUUGAUACAGUGUCGAGCUCAAAUGCCUCCCAGAUGCAUCGUUCUGUAUCUACUCCUGGAGAAGCUGGCACCGGGGUUCAACAAGUGGUCACAUCUCUGAUGGCCAAGGGUAAGGAGGCAUUUAUUAUAGCCAAAGCUUUGGACGAGUCCUAUCAAGUCUCAUCUACAGCAGCCACAAAGGUUGGGGAGCUCAGCGACAAGUUAGGUCUCACCAGUAAAAUCAAAUCAGGCAUGGAGGUCGCCAAGUCUAUAGAUAAAAAGUAUCAUGUCUCCAAUACAGCCAUGACUGCUGCAUCAGCAACCGGAAGAAAAGCCGUUGCGACAGCAAAUGCCGUGGUCAGCAGUAGUUACUUCUCCAAGGGAGCUCUUUGCGUCGCAAGCGUGUUGGACCAUGCGGCCAGAGCCGCAGCUAAUUUAGGUCAAAGAGGCGCGCCGAAAUGAAAGCCGGCAUAUUGAACUCAUCCUUGUUUUAAAGGUGUAAUCACUACUACCACUGAUCUUAGGUUAAGGUUAUUGAUGAUGAUGAUAUAGAAACAGAGUUGUGGUUGUACUUAGAAAGGCUUGCUGUGUGUUCGAAAACGUAUAUUUUAAUUUUAUAGCUUCUGUAGACUGGACCAGAGUCAAUGUAAGGGGAAUCAUCUUUCGUGGCUUGGAAUUCGGAAUCAGUGGGAAAGAUCAUGUUCUUCACAUAUUUCCAACAGGUCAAGAUUCUCUUACGUUGGACCAUACUAUUCCGGGCUUCAUAUGCUACUAGGUUUCAGGUUCUCACGACGUAGGAUGUGCCUGCAGGAACUACGGCGUUUGGGUCCCUUUGAUUUGAAUUCAUCCCAUUGUUAAAUUAAUGUAGUCUCUCUGUCCCUUAAUUAUUGUCCAAUCUGAAAUUUCACUUUUAGUUUAAUUUGAACUAAAAAUAAAAUCACAAAUUGGACAAUAAUUAUGGGAUGGAGGGAGUAAGAAAGAACGGUCGGUUUUUUAUUAAAGUGGAGUGGGUGGAAGAACAAUUUCGUUCAACUAAUCUCGGCAGACACGCUGUCCGUGACUCGCUUUAAGCGUAGAACUAGACUGACUAAUUAAAGUGUCCUUAUUGUUUGAAUUAGUCAAAAUUAAGAUUGUGGUAAGCCGGUAAUUUGCGUUUGAAGGAAGGAGCAAAUGAAUGCAAAACGAAUGCGCCAUUUGUAAUUUCUUCCUUCCGGAAUGGUGAUAGAUAUUGCCCGCCCCCACCCCACCCUUCUCUUCAUUAGCC
Messenger RNA from Oldenlandia corymbosa var. corymbosa, 2707 nucleotides. Lineage: Eukaryota; Viridiplantae; Streptophyta; Magnoliopsida; Gentianales; Rubiaceae. The record is from the annotation of a GenBank genome assembly.